Melanotaenia boesemani (Boeseman's rainbowfish) is the source of this 1263-nucleotide messenger RNA. RefSeq lists its product as uncharacterized. Gene Ontology annotation, biological process: regulation of autophagy. The record is from RefSeq and is a predicted model, not a curated record. The coding region runs from base 198 to 986 and encodes 262 amino acids. NCBI's taxonomy places the organism in Eukaryota, Metazoa, Chordata, Actinopteri, Atheriniformes, Melanotaeniidae. Gene Ontology annotation, cellular component: mitochondrion. The transcript has 2 exons.
UGUGAAGAGGAGAUAAAUCUCCAUUCUACCUCUGCCUCCAGUUAGAGGCAGCUGAGGCUACAGAGCAGCAUAACUGGAUGGAAACGGGAUUAUACAUAACAAAAAGCAGACAGAUGCAGGUUGAUAUUUGAAACUACAAGAGCACAAGAGGGAAGAAUACAUCAAGUGGGCUUAACAAAGACCAUCUGUGAACAGCUAUGCGGCCACGGUCCAGAUUGCUGUUCAAGAGAGGACUCAUGCUGCCCACAAUCAGAGAGGGCACAGAAGAGACAGUGAGGGAUUUCAAUGAAGCCAUCACACUUCACAUUGGCGAUCAUGGCCAGGCUGUCUCAUCAGAGGACUACCUUCUCUCCAUCUGCCACUUGGCCUGCCCCACCUUCCCCAGCAGAGAUGUUUCCCCUGAAAACAUCCACUUACGGCAGCAGGACGCUGUUCAGCAUAGGCUGAGGCCAUCGCGGCUCAUUGGGCCUACGGUAACAAGUUUGGAAAAGGAAGCACAAAACAGUGACGUGCAGCAGGGGGAGGAAAAAGAACUGAAUGGAGAGUCAAUAUACGGCAGCUAUGACCCUCUGGAGUAUCUUUACGGACACCAGAACAACCUCUCAACCCUUUCCGGAAGUGUUAGAAAAGCAUUUGUUGAGGAAAGGUUUGUGAGGCAACAUGGGAGUGUCUGGGAGAGCCAGGCUCGCCCCAGAACCAACAGCAUCCCCCUUGCUUCAGUUCCAGAUUGCCCAAGCCGGCGAAAGAGCAGCUGUCCUGAAAUCCACACCAACACCAAGAUUUCAAUUCCAAAUGUCUCCCCAAAACACAGCUUAUCCAUGUCAGAGGCAAUGCGAGUUUGCCCAGUGGACCAAGGAGCAGAGAGGGAAAGACUGAGUCCAGUCCUCAAACAGUCCCUCAUCUCCCAGUGGAUCUCUGACUGCAGGUCAGCUUGGAGGGAGGCACGCGUACGUGCUUGUAUGUUGCCUGCCAUUGCUGAGGUCUAAGAAGCACAUUGUAACAUUCCUCAAAACAUAUCAUAAUCUUAUUGUGUAAGAGCAUGAGACAUUAAGAAAUAUGUAGAAAUACAUGUUUGAAAAAUCCAGAGACAGUAAAUAUUGUCAAGAUUGAAAUUCUGUUUGGUUUUUAGCAGUGUUUUUAUUUAUUGUAAUAUCGUUCCCAUUCUGGUGAUCAUGCAGUUAUGGAAAUGGAUAAGCCUGGGAGACCUGUUUUAUAUCUUCCAUUGUUUGGUGAAUUGUAAAUCAGUAAAUAAACAAGUCUUUU